AUGACUCUGCAGGAGGAAGUCGGUGACUCCGCCCUGCCAGGUACGGCUCCUCUCCAGCCUUACCUGUGCUGUGUGCCUGAGGACCUCCAGCAGGAGAGAGAGUACCUGAGAACACAGGUGUUUCCUCACCUGGACUCGCUCUGCCGGGCCAGAGGCACCUGCUUCAAGCCCGUGGACCUGCGGUGGAGCAGAGAGACGAGCACAGAGGAAGAGAGGGGCCUCUCCUCCCAGCGGCUGAAGAUCUCCCUGGAUCACAUUGGCCACGCCCCCUUCUUCCUGUGCAUGCUUGGACACCGCUACGGCCAGUGCAGGGCUGAGGGGUCCCCACCGCUGCCCCCCACCGAGGAGGGGUGCGAGAGCCUGCCCCCCCUGGAGAGAAACCUGUACACAGCCAGCAGGAGCGGCUACCCCUGGGUCCUGGAGGCCCACAGCCAGGCCUGCAGCUUCACGGAGCUGGAGAUCACCCAGGCCCUGCUCUCACACGCGCCUGGAACCAGCUUCUUCUACUUCCGCGACUACUCCUUCAGGGAGGAAGAGGAGGAGGAGGAGGACGGAGAGCAGAGGGCACUGCUGCUGAGCGUAUGGAGCAGCCAAUCGGAGUACGAGAGGAGGAAGAUGAGGGAGCUCAAGGGCAGGAUUGUGGACGGCUGUCUGCCUGUCAGGUUCUUCAGGAGCCUGUCAGAGCUGGGACACCUGGUCAGCACAGACUGGACCCGCAUCAUCGACCAGCUUUACCCGCUCGACACGCAUCACAGAGACCUGGGCGAGCAGGGCUUGUUUGAGCACUGGGGCCAUGAGAGCAUCGUGGAGGACCUGUGCCGCAGGUUUGUCCCCUGGGCCCAAGCUGAGCAGGUGUUAGAGAGCCUCGACUCGUUUGCACUCUCCGCCACCUGCGACUCCGAGCCUGGUCCCACAGCACCGCUCCCGACCCCGCCGGAGCCUCGGGGACACAGUGCGCGAGGCAACAGCGAGAGCCACAACUCCAUCCUCCUACUCUGUGGAGCAAGGGGUUGUGGGAAGUCGAGUCUGGCCGCCUGGUGGCUCCGGCAAUUCCGGAAAAAGAACCCUGGAACCCCGGUCAUUCCGCACUUCCCGGGAUUCUGCUCCUCCAGCGCGGACGCCAGGUCCCUGCUGAGGCGGAGCUCCGCUCUUCUUCGACGAGCUCACCAUGGUGCGCGGGCUCAGUGGAGUGAGCGGUGGGAGGAGAGGGUGGAGCUUGGGCCCCUCCCCCUGACAGUUGAGGCCUUCUCUGCAGCCACUGCUCUUGGUCCCUGCGUUCUGGUUCUGGAUGGACUGGACCAGCUGACUGCAACUCUGGGCCUCUCAGCACAGCAGGUGAAAGAGCUACGGUGGCUUCCUGAUGCUUUCCCUUCCCAGUGCAAGCUGAUCGUCACCACCGCCUCCACAGACCUGUCCUACAAGUCUCUCACCUGUCGGAAGGACGUGCAGGUGCUGAACUGCCCCAGCCAAUCAGAUCCCGCCGUCAGGCGAAGCGUCCUGCUCAGGCACCUGGGCCUGCCCUGCAUGAAGGUGCCGGAGUCAGUGCUGCAGAGCAUUGUGGGAAGAAAGCCGGCCCUCCCGCCGGCCUCGCUGGCGGUGCUGGGCAGCGAGCUGCGGACCUGCUGCGUCGCGAGGGAGGAAGAGGAGGAGGAAGAGCUGUUUGAGCGCUACCUGGAGACGGAAAGCUUGCCGGAGCUCUGGGCCCUGGUGAUACGACGGUGGAUCCGGGACUACAGCUGGGCUGCGGAGACGAGGACCAGGAACAGGAGGACAAAGCCUCCCCUCGAACCCGCAACCCCCCAGAUCGGGGGCUGGGUGUGGGACGUCCUGUGCCUGCUGCACCUGUCCCGGGCUGGCCUGAGCAGGGAGGAGGUCCUGCGCUCUCUGAGGCGUCUGGGGUACCGCAGGGUUCAGCGGGUCCUGCCGCAGCACUGGGCCCUCUUCCGCUCCGCCGCUGCGCCCUGGAUCCGCGAGAGGCCCGACGGUCAGCUGACCUUCACCCACCAAUCACUGGGCCAGGCUGUGGAGCUCCUCCUCCUGAAGGCCGGGGGGAGCAGCAGGAAGGCGUACCGCCGGGUCCUGCUGGAGGGCUUUCAGAGUCGGGACCGUCCCAUCGGGAGCCAGGCCCGGGUGCUGGAGGAGGUGGCCUGGAGCCUGGAGCAGAGCAAGGCCUGGGGAGAGCUGCACUCCUACCUCACUGAUCCAGGCACCAUAGAGUUCCUGUCCAGGAGUACAGCCCACUUUCAGCUGAAGACAGAUGUGGUGAGGUGCUGGACACGGCUGGCCCAGGUGGGCUAUGACCCCCCCACCUCGCUGCAGAGGCCGCUGGUCCUGGGACAGCGCUGUCCCACGCAGGACCCCACAGUCACAGGAGUCACUGGGUCUGGGACGGAAGAGUCGGUCUCCAGCAGGACCUUCAUUACCGAGGUGGAGGGAGAUUGUGAAGAGUUUGGCAUUCUCCAGGAGCCAGAGGUCAAAGGUCGGCUCAUGGCCUUCUCCGCCGACGUCUUGCUUUGUCUGGGGAAGGUUCUGGAAGCAGAGCAGACUCUACUGCAGACAGAGGCUCUUCUCAUACAGGCUGACGGGCCAGAGAGUGGAGCUGCAGUUACAGCCACACUGCUGCACGUCCAGCACAGCCUGGCAGACCUCUGCAUGCUCAUGCAGCAGCUCCACAGAGCAGAGAACUACACCCGCAGGGCUCUGGAGUCCGCACAGCGCCUGAUAAACGAACAUGCACAGGAAGCAGGGGACGCACACAACGCACAUCCACAGGAAGCAGGGGACGCACACCACGCACUUCCACAGGAAGCAGGUGACGCACUUCCACAGGAAGCAGGGGACGCACGUUUACUAAAUCCACAGGAAGCAGGGGAUGCACAUCCACAGGAAGCAGGGGACGCACGUUUACUAAAUCCACAGGAAGCAGGGGACGCACAUCCACAGGAAGCAGGGGAUGCACAACGCACCAGAGGUCUGUUACUCUGCAAGCUGUGCCAGCUGCUGCUAAUGAUUGGCUGUGCUGAUGAGGUCCCUGGGAUCCUGAAGGAGAUCAGAGCUGUCAAUCAUGCGGGGACACACCCCUGUGCCGAGGCCACAGUGAAGUUACUGCAGGGACUCAAUGAGCUGGUUCAGGGGAAUGCUGCUGCCGCUGAACGCUGCUUUCGGGCAGCUCUGGCCACUAGGCGGCGCUGGUAUGGCCCAGAUCAUCAGCUGGUGGCAGAGGUGGAGGAACACCUGGCCGACGUUCUGGCGGGAAACGGCUGGGAGACGGAGGUCUGCAGGGGGGAAGCAGUGGAACUCUACAGACACGUGAUCCAGGUCAAAGGGCAGGAGGCGGGGCUCUACCCACCGACAUCACCACUGGCGUGGCCAACAGGAUGCAGCCUCGCAGUCACCCUGGUCAAACAAGGUGAACUGCUCCUGGGAGACUGCAGCCCUGUGGAAAGGAGGGAGGCCCUCGGUCUCUUGGAGAGGGCCCUGGACCUGAGAGUGCGCCUGUUGAGCCCAGACCACCAGCUCACCAGAGAGACAGCAGAGGUCUUAAGGUCAGAGGUCAGCGGGUCAGGAAGGCCCAGGUCCAGGCUCAGCCCUGAGAGGAGGCUAACCGCUAAGCGCAGCAGCUCGAGGUCGCCAGGCAACAGGAAGGAAAAGGACCAAUCCUGCGUGCUCGUGGACACACCCUCUCCAAUCCUGAACUGGAACCAGAACCGGAACCGCUGGUCCCAGAGACCCUGGACCGCCUGCCAGACCUCAGUGUUUGGCCCCCAGAGCAGCAUCAGGGAUCUGGACCCAGUGGCCCGAGUGGGGUCCCCAGACAGGGUUCUGCACAAAUCUGCCUGGUUCCACCUUCCAGGCCAGUACCCCAUUAAACACCCAGAGAGACAGAUACGCCCCAAAACUAUUACACACCCAGAGAGACAGAUACACCCCAACACUAUUACACACCCAGAGAGACAGAUACACCCCAACACUAUUACACACCCAGAGAGACAGAUACACCCCAAAACUAUUACACACAAAGAGAGAAAAACACCCCCCAACACUAUUACACACCCAGAGAGACAGAUACACCCCAACACUAUUACACACCCAGAGAGACAGAUACACCCCAACACUAUUACACACCCAGAGAGACAGAUACACCCCAAAACUAUUACACACCCAGAGAGACAGAUACACCCCAACACUAUUACACACCCAGAGAGACAGACAGAAAUGCCACUACACAGACAGACAGGUGGACAGAUAGGUACUUGUAAGUUGGAUAAGAUCCUCUGAUGCACAGUAGGGGGACUGUUAUCAGCGCAAUGCUACAGAUACAGAGAACAACACAUUCUGUUAUCAUGUCAAACACACCCUCCGUAUAAUCCUGUUGCCAAUCACUGGCUGCCUGAAUAAGGCACAGUCCUGUUCUGGCUUUUUUUCUGCAGUUAUGGAUACUGUUCCUGUGACUGCGGAACACUGAAGCGAACGUACAUCACAGUUACCUGUGUAGCAGAAACAAUGUGUUCUUUUCUGUACAGCCUGAGCCCUGGGAUGUUUUUCAGAAACGGGCGAGUGCUCAAACCAGCGUGACCUUGCCAGAAGCUAUUUUUUGUGAUCGGAUUCCUUGAUAAAAACUGCCCGCAACAAUGUCUGUUUAAAUCCUGAAAUAUGUACGUCCAGCAGUGCCUCAGAAUUCUGUGUACUUGGGGUUCUCUGCUUAUAUCAGACUCAGUGCCAUGUAACUGUGUCCUUUUAUAACUACUCAACUAUCAGAGCGAAUGCAGACAGCACUGUUUUAAAAAAUUGUUUUUAUAUGAUCGGGGUUUUAUAUAAACAAGCUGAUAAACCUUGGCAUGAUUGCAAAUAUGCAUAAUUAAAUAUGAAAACUUCUGUUCUUUUGUAUUGUUAUUAUUAUUAGUAUUAUUAUUUAGCCUAUACUGUUUUAGGAUAACAGUCUAGACAAAAUUCAUUUCCAUAAAUCAUAAAACACAGUUUAUGCAGCAAGACUGGGAGGAAAUCAAGUGGACCUUGACAUGGGGAAUGCCUGAGAUGAUAAAACCAUUUAGCGAUAAGCCUGUGUGACAGUUUACUCUUUCACCACA
Anguilla rostrata (American eel) is the source of this 5087-nucleotide messenger RNA. RefSeq names its product tetratricopeptide repeat domain 41 (gene ttc41). The coding region runs from base 1 to 4278 and encodes 1425 amino acids. NCBI's taxonomy places the organism in Eukaryota, Metazoa, Chordata, Actinopteri, Anguilliformes, Anguillidae. Gene Ontology annotation, cellular component: Cul4-RING E3 ubiquitin ligase complex. The transcript has 17 exons. The record is from RefSeq and is a predicted model, not a curated record. Gene Ontology annotation, molecular function: protein binding.